Thalassophryne amazonica is the source of this 1470-nucleotide messenger RNA. RefSeq names its product developmentally regulated GTP binding protein 1 (gene drg1). The record is from RefSeq and is a predicted model, not a curated record. Gene Ontology annotation, molecular function: GTP binding; GTPase activity. Gene Ontology annotation, biological process: cytoplasmic translation. The transcript is spliced from 9 exons. Gene Ontology annotation, cellular component: cytoplasm. Lineage: Eukaryota; Metazoa; Chordata; Actinopteri; Batrachoidiformes; Batrachoididae. The coding region runs from base 122 to 1222 and encodes 366 amino acids.
AUGCACCGGCAACGUCACAUUCGAACCGAAGCUUCGUUUGGGUGCAUCAGCUCCACGCCUGUGUAUAUAGCCCUUCAAACUUUCUUUGUAGCAUUAAUUACGGGGAGUAUUGUUUUGCAACAUGAGUAUACUCGCCAAAAUAGCAGAAAUUGAAAAUGAGAUGGCCCGGACGCAGAAGAACAAGGCCACAGCUCACCACUUGGGUCUGCUCAAAGCACGUCUUGCCAAACUGAGGAGAGAACUCAUUACACCAAAAGGAGGCAGUGGCGGUGGAACCGGAGAAGGCUUUGAUGUAGCAAAAACAGGGGAUGCGCGAAUUGGGUUUGUUGGAUUUCCUUCAGUGGGAAAGUCUACCCUUCUAAGUAACCUUGCAGGUGUGUACUCUGAAGUUGCCGCCUAUGAGUUCACCACUCUUACAACAGUACCUGGAGUGAUUCGGUACAAAGGUGCCAAGAUUCAGCUCUUGGAUCUUCCAGGAAUUAUUGAGGGGGCCAAAGAUGGCAAGGGCAGAGGCAGACAAGUCAUUGCUGUGGCUCGAACCUGCAACUUGAUCCUGAUUGUGCUUGAUGUCUUAAAACCUCUUCUUCAUAAGAGGCUAAUAGAACAUGAACUUGAGGGCUUCGGUAUCCGUCUUAACAAGCAACCACCCAACAUUGGCUUCAAAAAAAAAGACAAAGGAGGCAUUAACUUCACAGCUACAUGUGCUCAAACUGAGCUGGAUGCUGAAACGGUUAAGACCAUCCUGGCAGAGUAUAAGAUCCAUAACGCCGACAUCACUCUGCGUAGUGACGCCACGGCCGAUGAUCUCAUUGACGUAGUGGAGGGAAAUCGUGUGUACAUCCCCUGCAUUUAUGUGCUCAACAAAAUUGAUCAGAUCUCCACUGAGGAGCUUGACAUCAUCUACAAGGUCCCCCACUGCGUACCCAUCUCAGCCCACCACCGCUGGAACUUUGACGACCUGUUGGAGAAGAUGUGGGACUACUUGAAGCUUGUGCGCAUCUACACAAAACCCAAAGGCCAGCUUCCCGAUUAUACGUCACCUGUUGUGCUCCCUGACGGUAAAACUUCUGUGGAGGAUUUCUGUUUAAAGAUUCAUAAAAACCUCAUCAAAGAAUUCAAAUAUGCGCUUGUGUGGGGCUCAUCAGUGAAACAUAAUCCACAAAAGGUGGGCAAGGACCACGUCCUGGAGGACGAAGAUGUUAUCCAGCUGGUGAAGAAGUAAAAGGAGUUGUAAUUCAUCGUAUGGCCCGUUUAUCACAGCGUGUAUUCUGCAGACAGUUGACAAAUUGCCACACAUUCAUCCUUUAGGGCACCUGUUUAGGUGUCCUUCAGGGGUUUUUUUUUUCCCCAAAGCAAAAUUACGUCACAUUAAACACACUUUUAACACCAUGAAUGGUUCAUAUUGAAUAUUGGUGUCGCCUUGCAUUUGCUCAAAUUUUGCCCAAUAAAAAUGUGGUUUCUUGUGCAAAA